Molecule: messenger RNA, 2741 nt
Organism: Engraulis encrasicolus (European anchovy)
Lineage: Eukaryota; Metazoa; Chordata; Actinopteri; Clupeiformes; Engraulidae
Gene: tlcd3bb
Product: TLC domain containing 3Bb
Exons: 7
Coding region: 679-1683 (334 amino acids)
Biological process (GO): lipid homeostasis; ceramide biosynthetic process
Cellular component (GO): endoplasmic reticulum; membrane
Molecular function (GO): sphingosine N-acyltransferase activity
Source: RefSeq, a predicted model, not a curated record
GGAACAGCGCAGGCAGCCUGCAGUUUGAUGCUAAUGGAGAGGGGCUAGCUACGGUAACCCACCCGGCCAGACCCCCAUACACACACACACACACACACACACACACACACACACACUCACGCACACACUCACACACACUCAGCCGCCUGCGUCAACAGCCUGCCUCGCUCUUCGCUCCACUCCGUUAGCAAUGCGUUGUGUUUGAGGCUGUCGCGAGGCCGGCUGGUAACAACUGACCUGGAAAGUGUUUCAGUGGAGCUGGGCUGAUAUCAGACCGCUCGUGGCAGGCUGGCUCCGUCAGUCGGAGGACUAAAAAAAACGGGAUUUAAAGGGCGAGAUUUGUGGAGUGUGGAGACACGCGAGGACUGGAGACCGGAGACACCACCAUUCGGGGAUCAGCAGGACAGACGAGACGAGACGAGACGCAUCCAGCACCGCGGGCGUCUUUUAUUUUGUCGAGCGAAUUAUUCAUUUUGCCGAAAAGAAAUCCACAUUGUGAAGCCAUGCCAGACAGACAGGCGUGCUACACCCGCGCUCUACGCUUCGCUUUCCACAGGAGUCGCGUUUGUACAGGCCGCUGAGCGCUGACUACACAACCCCAACGGCUGGAGCAGCGCAUCGUAGCUGGUGUGUGUGUGAGUGUGUGUGUGUGUGUGUGUGUGUGUGAGACAGUAGGCCAUGUUGAGUAUUCUGGCUGCAGGGUCGGUCUUCUUCCCCGGCCUCUUCCUGCUCUCCAAGCAGCUGCUCAAACACACACCGCGGCUACGCUGGAGCGAAGGAGAUGCGGUGGUGGUCAGCGCCAGGUUGGUGUCCUCCAUUCAGGCCAUCAUGGCCUCUUCCGCUGGUUACAUCAUUUCCACUUCCUGUGAUGACAUCAUCGAGGACAAGCAUUGGCUGACCAGCGCCUACAUCCUGUUUGCGGUGCCCUACUUCGCGUAUGACAUCUACGCCAUGUUCCUGUGCCACUGGCACAAGCUGCGGGUCAAAGGUCACGAGGAGGUGGAGAACGGUCCGCGUCCCACGGCGACGGCCUUCCUCAGCUACCUGCGCCGCGAGUUCCUCAUGGUGCUGCACCACGUCGUCAUGGUCACUGUCUGCUUCCCCGUCUCCGUGUUCUGGAGGCAGGGCCGUGGGGAUUACUUCCAGGGCGUCAUGUUCCUGGCCGAGCUGAGCACGCCGUCAGUCUGCCUCGGCAAGAUCCUCAUCCAGUAUAAGCAGCAGCAUACUCUCCUCCACAAAGUCAAUGGACUUCUCAUGCUGGUCACUUUCUUCGUCUGUCGAGUGCUUCUCUUCCCCUACCUGUACUUCGUCUACGGCAGGUAUGCGUCUAUCCCGUUCCACCUGGUCCCCCUGGCGGUGCCGUGGCAGUGUAACGUGGGCGCUGCGCUCCUGAUGGCCCCGCAGGUCUACUGGUUCUCUCUGAUCUGCAGGGGGGCCCUACGCCUCUUCAGGGGGGUGGCCGGCCGCUCCUCACGCCCCCCACAGGGCCCCACAUCGUCCCCGACCCCCCAGCCCUCCCUCCUCCCAGACAGCCCCAACACAAAGCAGCACCCCGACACUUCCUCCUCCUCCUCCUCCUCCUCCUCCUCCUCCUCGCCUCCCCACCCCGCCCACCCCGCGCAGCCAGCCAAUGGCUACAAUGCUCGCAUGCCAGAGCAGGAGACAGCCACGCCCACACACUGAAACAGGAAGAGAGGACAGGAUGUCAAGGAUGGACGAAGGGACGGAAGGAUGGAUGGAUGGAUAGCUGGACGGAGGAGUGAAGGAACAGGUGAAGGACAAGAAGGAGAAUGGAAAAUGGAGGAGGAGGAGAGGGAUUGGAUGAAAAGGGAAACAGGAAAAGAGGAAGAUGGAAGAGGAAGAGAAGAGAGGACAGGUGGUGGGCGGCUGGGUGCUUGCCUGUGAUUGGACACUUAUUAUGGGACUGAGAUGGGGGGGGGGGGAGGGGUGAUGACGUGAUGGGGUGACAUCGUAGCCUGGUGGCAGGCGUCAUGGUGACCGGGUGGCAUGGUGACAGGUUGCCGUGGCAACCGAGUGGAGUGGUGGGUGGCAUGAGGGUGAUGAUGGCGUGUAGAUGUAGUUAUUGAACAGACAGACAGACAGACAGACAGACGUGUGUCGGCCGGCCAUGACUGACUGGUAGACAGACAGACAGACAGGCAGGCAGGCAGACAGACAGCCACUCUGUUGCUUUCAUCUGUGAAAACUCUCCAGGCCUCUGGUCUAAAUCCACCAAUCGUGUGCAGGCCCCACCCAAUCAGGUGAAGGCCCUUGGCCUUAGCCCACCAAUCCGGUGCCAGGCCCCUGGCCUAGCCCACCAAUGGCGUGGCAGAGAGUUUUCCCAGGGGGAACCGGCGCCCUGUUGCGGUCACACAUAGUGGGAGGCGGAGGUGAAAAAAGAAAACAAAACCGUUGUUUCAAAUAUAUAUAUAUGUGUGUGUGUGUGUAUAUACAGUAUAUUCCAUGACCUAUUUAACAUGUAUGUACAUUUAAGCCUAUGCCCUCGUCCCAGCCCAAGGGGGUCAGCUACAGACAUGACUACUAAUAACUUACCUACGAGCUUAGAUACAACCUCAGCGUACACGCACACACACAGACAGACAGAAACACACACACACACACACACACACACACACACACACACACACACACACACACACACACACACACACACAGGCAUGUUGACAGUGUAGGGAUGGCUGGACGGGGAAAGGGAACCUUACUAAGCAGCACUUUGGAUU